Molecule: messenger RNA, 2308 nt
Organism: Apis mellifera (honey bee)
Lineage: Eukaryota; Metazoa; Arthropoda; Insecta; Hymenoptera; Apidae
Exons: 6
Coding region: 539-2308 (589 amino acids)
Source: RefSeq, a predicted model, not a curated record
UAUUACCAAUGAUCAAGUACAGUCAAUUUAUGUUGUGAUAUUAACGUUAUCUUCUGUAAAUGACCAAAGUUCGAGAAGUGCUUGAACAGAGAAGCACAAAAAAAAAUCUAUUGGUAUAAAGUAGAUAAAAUUUGUUUGAUUAAGUUCGUCAUAAUGAUUACGCAGUGUCUUCGUAUAAAUAGAAGAGAGAGCUCGUAGGAUUCAGUAUAAAUUCGAAUUCUGGGUAAAUGUGAUGAAUUCAAAGCAAAAGUGUAUAUAAAAUAUUAUUUAUUAUCGAGAAGUUUCUUAUUAAUUAUUUAUAAUUAUUAAUUGUCAUUAUCUGUUUGUUAAAUAAAAGUCGUCAUAUAUAAAGAAAUAUCUUUGUGAAAUAUUCUUAAUAAAAAUAUCACAUGCAGUGCAGUCUUUAUGAGAAUUGAAAUAUAAAUACUUGAAUGCUAUUGUAUAUUUACAAGAAGAAAAAAAGAAAUACAAAAGAAAUAAAUUUACAAUUUUAUAUAUAAUAUACAUAUAUAUAUAAUAUUUAUACAUAAUAUACAGAAUGUAUGAAGAUAAAAAAGUAAAAUAUAUAUCUACAGUGCAAAAUGAAGAAUUAGAAAAGUUUAUCGAUUGCACAAUGAACAUAAUCUUUAAAACUGCCUUAAUCGAAGAGAACAACAAAGACGUGUCUGCUGCGGCGAUGCCAGAAAACGCGCAAACGGAAUCCGUUGUGCCAAUGAUGUUCGACAACUUCGUGUUGAAACGGUGGCUUCGUUCUAUCGGACCAGUUCGCCGUUCUGAAGUGCUAAAAAAGCUGAAAACGGAUUUGGAAAAUCUAGGCUUAUCACGUAAACAGGUACACCGGGGGUUGAUGCAAUUAGCGACGAAACCACAUGUGGUCCUUACACGCCAACCACUCUACAGGAAAUGUGGAUUAAAAAAUUUAGAAAAUGAGAGAGAAAAUAAAAUUGUUGACAAUUAUAGAAUGAUCGAUGUACAAAAAUUAAAAAAUAUUGAAUGGAUUGUUGAACAAAAGGAUAAACAUAUCAAAAGAACGAAUAGCGUAAAAGCAUAUGAAGAUUCAUUAAUAAAAAAUAAUCGACAAUUAUUUAUAGACGGUUGUAAGGUAGAAAUUCCAUUAACAACAUUCCAUUCCUUUGAUAAGGCUUUAGAACAAUUUGACAAACUUGUUUCUUCAAAAAUGAACAUGCACGAAAAGUUGUCUAAUAGACGAGCUUCUGUUAUUGUAUCGACGGAUUCUGUAAUUAAGUCGCAAAAUAACAUAUUUUCGAGUAAAAAAUCUAAUAAAAAUGAAAACCAUCUUACAUAUAUUGAAGAUAAAAAUUUUCGAAUACAAAAAAUUUCUAAUUUAAUAUCUGAUAAAAUAGAUAGAGUACCUGCUACUAAAAAGAUUGAUAUAAAAUUAAAUUUAAAAUCCUUUUCUGAUAAAAAAGAAAAUAAUUGUAUAAAAUCAGAAUCUUAUAAAGUAUUAAAUACUUAUUAUAUAAAAUCGCAUAUUAAUAAAAAAUUAUGUGAUGAAAAGAAAACUAUGGAUAUUGAAAUAAAUAAUAUAUCAAGCAAAAAUAAAUAUUCGAAAAAAGAAACGAUAAAUUAUAAGAUCGAAGAAAAUGUAAAAAAAAGAACAGUUUAUGAACCGGUAACUUCAGAUUCUACACAACGAAAAAAGAUUCGUACAUCAAUUGAUGAACAUAAAGAAAUCAAUAGAAAAAAAAGAAAAAAAUUAAAAAAUAAGUUUCGAGCAUAUUUCGGAGAAUGUAUAACUAUUAGUGAAGAUGAACAAGAACAAACUAUUUUACAAAACAGAUUUAAAAGAAGAAGAAAAAAAGAUUCUACUGAUUCUAGUGAUUCUGGUGUGUAUAUUGCUGAUAAAAGUACGCCUAUACAUAUUAUAAAAGAUAUUCAAAAAACUAUAUCUAAUUCACUAAUUUGUAAAAAAUUUAACGAAAAUUUAUCUAAGGAAACUAUUAUAAAUACCAAUAUAGACUAUGAAUCAAAAAUCACUGACAAUGAAAAUACUAAAACUAUUGAUUUAAUUGAAAAUAAAAAAGUAUCAAAAAUCAAACAAGAUAUAUAUGGAAAAAUCAUUGCAAAUGUUAAUACAAAUAAUAAAUCAGAUAAAAAAGAAUCGAAAGUCAGGCAAGUUAUAUUUGCAGAAACUAUUGCAAAUACUAAUAUAAAUAAUAAAUCAAAAGAAAUUAUUGAUAACAAAAAUACUAAAACUAUUGAUUUAGUUGAAGAUAGAAAAGAAUUAAAAUUCAGACAAGAUAUAUUUACAGAAACUAUUGCAAAUUUGAAGGUAAAAAAGGAUUGA